AUGCAAAGAGUAUUAAGAAUUCCAACUUUGAGAAAUAGUGCUGCUCUUAGAUUGAUGUCCACUUCUGCACACCCACAACCUUCCAUUGGUAGAUUUACUGGUAAACCAGAUCCAACUACUGGCAAAUUUAACGUUUCCUUUAUUGAAGGUGAUGGUAUUGGUCCAGAAAUUUCUCAAGCUGUUAAAGACAUCUUUAAAGCUGCAGAUGUCCCUGUUCAAUGGGAAUUUUGUGACGUUUCUCCAAUAUUUGUCAAUGGAUUAACCACAAUUCCAGAUAAAGCUGUUCAAUCUAUUAGUAAAAAUUUAGUUGCAUUGAAAGGUCCUUUAGCUACACCAAUUGGUAAAGGUCACAGAUCUUUAAACCUAACUUUAAGAAAAACUUUUGGUCUUUUCGCUAAUGUUCGUCCAGCUAAAUCUAUCGCUGGAUUUAAGACUACUUAUUCUGAUGUUGAUUUGGUUCUUAUCAGAGAAAAUACUGAAGGUGAAUACUCUGGUAUUGAACACGUAGUAACACCAGGUGUUGUCCAAUCUAUUAAAUUGAUUACAAGAGAAGCAUCCGAAAGAGUCAUUAAAUACGCUUUUGAAUACGCUAGAGCCAUUGGUAGACCAAGAGUUAUUGUAGUUCAUAAAUCUACUAUCCAAAGAUUAUCCGAUGGUUUAUUCGUAGAUGUCGCUAAAGAAUUAUCCAAAGAUUAUCCAGACAUUCAAUUAGAAUUACAAUUGAUAGAUAACAAAGUUUUGAAUGUUGUCACUAACCCAGCUUCAUAUUCUGAUGCCGUCUCUGUUUGUCCAAACUUGUACGGUGAUAUCUUAUCCGAUUUAAAUUCCGGUUUAAGUGCUGGUUCUUUAGGUUUAACACCAUCCGCUAACAUUGGUAACAAGAUCUCUAUCUUUGAAGCCGUCCAUGGUUCUGCACCAGAUAUUGCAGGUAAGAACAUGGCUAAUCCAACUGCUCUAUUACUAUCAUCUGUAAUGAUGCUAAACCACAUGGGUUUAAAUGCUCAUGCUGACAAGAUCCAGGAUGCUGUUCUAUCAACCAUCGCAUCCAGUUCAGAAAACAGAACUGGUGAUCUUGGUGGUUCUGCUACAACAUCUUCUUUCACAGAAGCUGUUAUCAACAAGUUGUAA
Maudiozyma saulgeensis is the source of this 1128-nucleotide messenger RNA. The record is from the annotation of a GenBank genome assembly. NCBI's taxonomy places the organism in Eukaryota, Fungi, Ascomycota, Saccharomycetes, Saccharomycetales, Saccharomycetaceae.